Molecule: messenger RNA, 2958 nt
Organism: Aspergillus viridinutans
Lineage: Eukaryota; Fungi; Ascomycota; Eurotiomycetes; Eurotiales; Aspergillaceae
Product: putative UDP-glucose,sterol transferase
Exons: 5
Coding region: 1-2958 (985 amino acids)
Biological process (GO): carbohydrate metabolic process
Molecular function (GO): hexosyltransferase activity; UDP-glycosyltransferase activity
Source: RefSeq, a predicted model, not a curated record
AUGCCUCUGCAACACUCCACAGGUGGCAUCGCAACGGCCGACUGGCCCCAGGAGACCCUCAGCGACCCGGUCUCGGUGGACAUUCGUGCCACGCCCCUGCUGGACCAUGGGAUGUACACGGGUGUGCGGGUGAUGGACGACGGACGACUCGAGAUCAAGUUCCGCGGCCGAAAAUCUAGCCUCACGAACCUCCUCAGGCAUAUAGAAAAGCCAAUCGAACCAACGCCGGAAGAUGUACGAAAGGCAACCCUUCCCCAGCCCUCCAUCGAGAAAACUGAGCCCUUCCCGCUCCGCCUCAACAUCGUCAUCCAUGUCGUCGGAUCGCGCGGCGACGUACAACCCUUUGUCGCACUCGGUAUGGCCCUGAAAGAACGGGGCCAUCGCGUCCGACUCGCGACUCAUUUAGCUUUUCGCGACUUCGUCCAAGACCACGGUCUCGAAUUCUUCAGCAUUGGCGGCGAUCCCGCCGAGCUCAUGGCGUUCAUGGUGAAGAACCCCGGUCUGCUGCCGGGGAUGAAAACGCUGCGCAGCGGGGCGAUCCGGCGCCGGCGGAGGGAAAUGGCAGCGAUAUUUUCUGGCUGCUGGCGGUCGUGUUUCGAGAUGGGCGAUGGAACGGGACUGCAUCAUAUCCCCGAGGAUCCGUGGAGCGAGGCGGUGGACUACCGGGAGCAGCCGUUCGUGGCAGACGCAAUCAUCGCCAACCCGCCGAGCUUUGCACAUCUCAGCUGCGCGGAGAAAUUGGGCGUGCCACUGUCUCUCAUGUUCACGAUGCCCUGGACGGCCACGCAGGCUUUUCCGCAUCCGCUGGCCAAUGUGCGUCCGACCCGUACGAAGCGAUCCGUCGCGAAUUUCGCCUCGUAUGCGAUUGUCGAGAUGAUGCUCUAUGAGGGGUUGGGAGAUCUGCUGAAUAAAUUCCGCAAGCGAGAGUUGGGGCUCGACCCGUUGGACGCCUUUCGCGCGCCGGGUAUCGUUCAUAGACUUCGCAUUCCCUUCACUUAUCUCUGGUCACCGGCUCUGCUCCCCAAACCAGUCGACUGGCUGAGCAAUGUCGACAUCUGUGGCUUCAGCAUGCUCCCUGCUCCAAGCAGCUACACGCCGCCCGACGACCUGGUCAAGUUCCUACAAGACGGGCCCCCACCCAUCUAUGUCGGGUUCGGCUCCAUCGUCGUCGAUAACCCGACCAAACUGACCAAGAUCGUCUUCGAGGCGAUCGUCAAAACCGGCCAGCGCGCACUCGUCAACAAAGGCUGGGGCAACAUCGGCGCCGGGGAAGCCGAAAUCCCCAAGAACGUAUUCAUGGUCGGCAGCAUUCCGCACGACUGGCUGUUCAAGCGCGUCUCAUGCGUGGUCCAUCACGGCGGAGCAGGAACCACAGCAGCCGGGCUCGCGCUCGGCCGUCCGACAAUCAUCAUCCCAUUCUUCGGCGACCAGCCCUUCUGGGGCUCGAUAGUGUACCGAGCCGGUGCAGGCCCGGCGCCCAUCCCAUAUAAACAGCUGAACGUGGAGAAGCUCGCAGACGCGAUCAACAAGGCGCUCGGGCCGGAGAUGCAGGAGAAAGCGGGCGAGAUCGGCGCGAAGAUGCGACAGGAGAACGGGGUCAAGUGCGCCGUGGCCAGUUUCCACCGGCACCUGGACCUGGAGACGCUGCGAUGCUCGAUCUGUCCGCACCGCCCGGCGGUAUGGUGGGUGCGCCACUCGCACUUCAGGCUGAGCUCAUUUGCAGCGGCUAUACUCGUCGAGGCGGGCUUCCUCAAACCGCGUGAUGUCGUCCUGUACCGGUCGAAAGAAUACGAUACCAACCGCGACCCGGCGGGUCCCCUCACUGCGGGAGCCGCGGUGCUCUACGGCAUCAUGACGGAUUUUGUGGCGGCGCUCACAACUGCGCCGGUGGACCUAGCCGGGGCGAUCUCGCGCCAUCACCAUCACCACAAGAAACAUGGGUGGCGUCAUAGUCACGACGAUGAGCUCACCCGCAACUGUGAGGCACGUAUACGGAAGAAUAUGAAGUCAAUGGACGGCAUUCCCCCGGAAGACCGGGUACGGUCGCAGCUGGGUGCUGUAGCGAGUAUGCGGCGAUCGCAGUCCGACUCACCGAUAUCGAGUCCUUCCGGCGACGCCGAGGAGGAAGUUGACGAGGAUGAGGACCAGGACGUGGACGACGAGGAGGACGAGGAAUUUGAUGGUGAGAGUACGAGUUUUGUGUCUGCUCCCGAUCGCAUAUCCAGGGAUAGCGGGACGGAGCCAAGAAGUCGAAUAUCGGACCAGUCCACGGCCCAAUCGGAAUCUACAGAUACACGAGUCGAGAGCGACGAGGACGGAGGUGAACUGGAUCUCGAGAAGACGAUCAGCCGACGUGCGUCAAGGGAGGCGAAGGGAGGCAUACAUGUGGUGCUGUCCGAGACUGGCUAUCACGGUAAACGGUGGGGCAAGAGACUGCUGAACUGGGCCAUUACGGUCCCUACUGAUGUGACGCUGAGUCUAUCCAAGGGGUUCCACAAUGCCCCAAAGCUGUACCACGACAGGACAGUGCUCAAAACUCCGACGGUGAUGGGCGUGCGGGGUGGGUUUCGAGCCGCUGGAAAGGAAUUCACCCAGGAAUUCUACCAAGGCAUCACCGGACUCGUCAUACAGCCCGCAGAAGGUCUGGAGAGAUCCGGCCCAAUCGGGCUUGUGAAAGGCAUCGGCAAAGGUCUCGGGGGAGUCAUCCUCAAGCCCGCAGCAGGAUUCUGGGGCCUAGCAGGAUAUCCCCUCGACGGCCUCCACAAGAGCCUGCGCAACUCUCUGUCAAAAAGCAAAAUCAAGGAGAUUCUGGCCUCGCGAAUACAGCAGGGGAUCGAUGAGAUGUGCGCCUCUUCGGCUGAUGAACGCGCCAUGGUGGUGCGGCGGUGGAAAGAGCUGCAGGAGACGCAUAGGGUGAGAGCGAAUGGAAGUGAGAAUGAGAAUGGUCAUGCUGAAUGA